AUGGCUGGCUUCACUCUCGAGGUGUUCGAUGCCAAGAAGACCGAUAAGCAGGUCGCUUUGUUGGAGGAAAUCUACCCCGAUGACACUAUUUUUGCUAUCAAGAAGAAGAUUGCUAAAGCCAAACCUGCUUUGUCGGUCGAGCGUCAAGCCUUGCGAGCGGAAGCGAAAGGGAAGGCUCUGAAGGAUGAGCAAAAAUUGUCGGAAUUGGGGAUUUCGGCCAACGCUCAACUCUUUGUCCGUGAUUUGGGACCGCAGAUCGCUUGGAAGACGGUAUUUUUGACCGAAUACGCUGGGCCAUUGUUUAUCUAUCCCAUCUUCUACCUCCGACCUUCAUUCAUCUAUGGAUCUGAUGCUUCAAAGGCGCCAGUUCAUCAUGUCGUCACGCUGGCGUGCAUCUGUUGGUCGAUCCAUUACUUCAAGCGUCUUUUCGAGACUCAGUUUAUCCACCGUUUCUCAAACGGAACCAUGCCGCAGUUUAACUUGGUCAAGAACUGCUCGUACUACUGGGGCUUCUGCGCAUUCGUUUCUUACUUUGUCAACCAUCCAUUGUACACUCCUCCAGCCUUUGGCACCGUCCAGAUUUACGCAGGAUUGGCUGGAUUCCUCAUUGCCGAAUUUGGAAAUCUCUCUAUCCACAUCUUGCUCCGAAACCUUCGCCCGGCCGGCACCAAGGAACGCCGUAUCCCCAAGCCGGAUGGGAAUCCGAUGUCCUGCAUCUUCAACCUCGUCUCUUGCCCCAACUACACCUACGAAGCGCUCGCGUGGCUCUCUUUCACCGUCAUGACACAAAGCUUCCCAGCUUUCCUUUUCACGGUUGCCGGCUUUGUGCAGAUGACGAUCUGGGCCCUGAACAAACAUCGUGCCUACAAGAAGGAGUUCCCCGACUACCCCAAGGGUCGCAAAGCCAUUGUUCCCUUCGUGAUC
Molecule: messenger RNA, 924 nt
Organism: Mesorhabditis spiculigera
Lineage: Eukaryota; Metazoa; Nematoda; Chromadorea; Rhabditida; Rhabditidae
Source: the annotation of a GenBank genome assembly